AUGUCGACAACGGCAGUGAUUCACAAUUCCAUGCAGGCAACCUCCACGCCGAGGAACGAGGCAGCCGUAAAGCGUGAGAUUGCCCUGCAGGAGGUGGCUGAGGUGGCGGACAAUAAGUCGCAGGUGUUCCCCAAGUCUCCAGCCGACACGAAGGAGGGGGCGCACGAGGUGGUCACCACCACGGAGCCGUUCAAACAUCACCUCUCUCUAUGGACUAAGGUGACGAGCUACUUCACCCUCGUCAUGAUGUUUCUCUUCGCGCGCGUGCGUGAGGGCUACUGUCAGGUCUUCCCGAGGGAGGAGGACCAUGUGCGCCCCGGCUACGCGCCGAUUGUGAAAGACUUCGACCACUACUGGAACCGCCACUUUUACCGCCGUGUACGCGACUGCUUCAUGCGCCCGAUCGAUUCGCGCCCUUCACGUGUGAUUGGGCUAAUGGAGCGCGUGUCGAGGGAUCACAACGACACGUUCGAGUACACCGGUCGCAUCGUGCCCGCAGUGAACAUGGGGUCGUACAACUACCUCGGCUUCGCCGAGGACACGCCGAGCAUCACGCACGAGGUACUAGAUUCGAUUGACGACUACGGUCUCGCCUCGUGCAGCGCGCCGCAGGAGUUGGGCCAAAGCUCCCUCGUGGCUCGUCUCGAGCGCGAGUUUGCCGAGUUCCUCGGCAAGGAGGACGCCAUUGUGUGCGGUAUGGGCUUCGGCACCAACUUUCGCGGCCUUCCUGCCCUCUUCGGCAAGGAGGCACUAGUGCUGUCCGACAGCCUCAACCACUCCUCGCUCGUCAACGGCGUGCGAUCGUCUGGCGCCAAGGUCAAGGUGUUUCAGCACGACCACUUUGAUGAGGUGGAGAAGUACCUGCGCGAGGGCGUGGUGCUCGGCCAGGACUCCUGCGGCGAGUACAAACCCUACAAGCGCAUCGUUAUCAUCGUCGAGGGCAUCUACAGCAUGGAGGGUGAGAUAGUCAACCUCAAGAGGUUCGUGGAUCUGAAGAAGAAGUACAAGGCGCUGCUCUUUAUGGACGAGGCGCAUUCCAUCGGCGCCAUCGGCCGUACGGGUCGCGGCGUAUGCGAGCACUGCGGUGUCGACCCCAAGGACGUCGACGUACUCAUGGGCACCUUCACAAAAAGCUUCGGCUCCAUAGGAGGCUACAUCGCAGCCGACAAGCCGCUCAUUCACUACCUUCGUGAGCAUAGUACCAUCGCACUGCACUGCGAUCCCCUGGCGCCGCCGUGUGCGCAGCAGGUGCUGUCGGUAUUGCGCGCACUGCUCGGCAAGGAUGGCACCGAUCUCGGCGAGAAGCGCCUCCGUCAACUGAAGGAUAACUCGACAUUUUUUCGUCGCGGGCUGUUGGACCUUGGGCUGGUGGUACUAGGCGAUGACAGCAGUCCAGUGGUGCCGGUGAUGUGCUACAACCUUGGCAGGCUUAGUGCCCUCUCCCGACUGUGUCUGGAGCGCGGUGUCGCCAUCGUCGUCGUCGGCUACCCGGCGACGCCACUGCUGCUGGGCCGUGUGCGCUUCUGCGUCUCAGCCUGCCACACGCGAGAGGACCUGCAGCACACCCUUGACGUGAUUAGGGAGCUGAAGAAUUACGUCUACAUGGACUGCAGCAAGAAAUAG
Molecule: messenger RNA, 1623 nt
Organism: Leishmania braziliensis MHOM/BR/75/M2904
Lineage: Eukaryota; Euglenozoa; Kinetoplastea; Trypanosomatida; Trypanosomatidae
Product: putative serine palmitoyltransferase
Exons: 1
Coding region: 1-1623 (540 amino acids)
Biological process (GO): ceramide biosynthetic process; sphingosine biosynthetic process
Cellular component (GO): serine palmitoyltransferase complex
Molecular function (GO): pyridoxal phosphate binding; serine C-palmitoyltransferase activity
Source: RefSeq, a predicted model, not a curated record